GCGUCCGACGCAGGUUCUGCCGGUUAUGACUCGGGCAGAUCAGACACGCCCCAGUAUUCAGGUAAAAACAGUAUUGAAAUUCCGCUUCGUGGAGGACUCGAAGUGAUAGUACUCGACACCACCCAACUUCCGGAUGCAGAUGAGGUCAUCGGCAUUUUAACCCAGGAGGGUUCUUCUCCACGUGAAUGGAAUAACGUUGCACUGGCGUACUACAAAAAUAAACGAUUUGACGAGUUUGAGAAGGUUCUUGAAGCCGCCAAACAGACGGUUACCAAUGUGCCCCCAAAAUGGGAAAGUGAUGUUCUUCAAAUGUUUGACAUGCUCGCCAAUUAUUGUGACAGAAAGGCCGCAAAAGAGAACAACAAGGAGAAGCGUGCAGAAUUAAUUACCCGGGCAGCAACACUGUUUACAGCCGCAGACCGCAUUUCGAUGUACGAUCAAAACCAUUUACUUGGCCGUGCUUUCUACUUCAUUUACGAGGGCGAAAAAUGGAGUCAGGCUGAUAGCCAGCUUAAUUUCGUUCUUAAUCGACAAACUCUGCAUGUGCCGGCGUAUUUGGGCAAGGCUUGCAUUGCAUUUAACAAACAGGAGUACAAGAAUGCUCUCGGGUUUUAUCGCAAAGCACUGCGUCUCCAGCCAAAUUGUCCGGCAUCGGUUCGCUUAGGAAUAGGACAUUGCUUUGCGCGUCUAGGCAACCUAAAAAAGGCCAGAUUAGCCUUUCAAAGAGCCCUAGACCUUGAUCCGGAAAGUGUGAAGGCUCUUGUCGGGCUUGCGAUUCUUGAUUUGAACGAAAAGACUCAGGAGUCGAUUAAGCAGGGCGUCCAGAAGCUGUCAAGAGCUUACAACCUUGAUCCCACAAACCCGAUGGUACUGAAUCAUCUGGCGGAUCACUUCUUUUACAAAAAGGAGUACGACAAGGUCCAUCAACUUGCGAUGCACGCCUUCCACAACACUGAAAACGAGGCAAUGCGGGCUGAGAGUUGCUACCAGAUGGCGCGAGCUCUUCACGUGGAGGGUAACUACGACAAGGCCUUCCAGUACUACUACCUCGCCACCCAAUUUGCCUCUCCUUCCUUCCUCUUGCCAUUCUACGGCCUUGGUCAGAUGUAUUUGCAUCGUAACGACUUAGAACACGCGGCUAUUGCCUUCGAAAAGGUGCUUAAAGCUUACCCGAACAACUACGAGACGUUGAAAAUCCUCGGAAGCUUGUACGCACAAUCCAACAAGCUAGAUAAGCGAGCUCAAGCCAAACAGCUUUUCAAAAAAGUCACAGACAGCCAGCCGGAUGACGUGGAGGCAUGGAUUGAGUACGCCCAAUUACUGGAAGAGGACACUUCUGGUGCCCUCAAUGCCUACUUGAACGCCCUCAAUAUUCUCGAAGACUGUCAGCUCGAGGUGUCGCCGGAAAUCCUCAACAACAUCGGUGUCCUGUAUUUCAUGAAAAAUGAGCACACCAAAGCUGAAUCCUUCCUUAAUCGGGCCUACGAGCGCCUGUGUGAGGAACAGCUGCAGGACGAUGAGAGCAGUGGCACGGAUAAGCCCCCACGCAGUCUCACACCCGCGCCCCUGGUGAGCACUCUGACGGCUAGCGCGAUCGUCGAGUUGCAUCGGCGAACGGCCUCGGGCGGUGAGGGUGCUGCCUCCGACGACUACUACCACGACCUCUCUGUCACUGUGCGCUACAAUCAGGCGCGUCUGCACGAGGCCAUGAAUCGACCCGACCUCGCUGAGGGCGUUUACAAGUCUAUUCUCCUUCAGCACCCCACCUACACCGACUGUUACAUCCGUCUUGGUUGCAUUGCUCGCGAUCGUGGCCAAUUGCGGGACGCUUCUUUGUGGUUCAGAGAGGUUUUAGAGAUUAAUCCUGACAAUCCGGACGCCUGGACGCUGAUUGGUCUGCUGCAUCUGAACAAGGGCGAGGUGGAGCUGGCGCAAAAGAAGUUCGAGCGUAUCGUGCGCCAGGCGAAGUACCGUGCCGACGCGUUCUGUCGUAUCAUCCUCGGCAACAUCUGGCUUCGCACGCUUCACCAUCAAAUGCGCGACAAGGAUCGACGCAAACGCCACGAAGAGCGCGCUCUCUCCUGCUACAAAGCGGUGUUGAGCGCCGACCCGAGGAACAUAUGGGCAGCCCACGGAAUAGGCUGCGUGCUAGCGCACAAAGGCUUCAUCAACGAGGCUCGCGACGUCUUCGCGCAGGUACGCGAGGCCACGGCCGACUUCCCGGACGUCUGGAUGAACAUCGCCCACGUCUACGUUGAGCAGAAGCAGUUCACGGCGGCCAUUCAAAUGUACGAAAAUUGCAUCCGCAAAUUCAACAGGGAGAACGACACCGAACUCUUGCUAUACCUGGCGCGAGCCUUCUUCAAGGCAAACCAACUGAAGGAGUGCAAAACCAUCCUCCUGAAGGCGCGCCGUGUUAAACCCUGGGACCCCUUGUUGACCUUCAACCUGGCUCUGGUGCAGAAACGCAUGGCUGUUCUGGUGUUGAAGGACGAAGCGAGCAGCUUUGCCGCGGUGUGUGAGGCCAUUUCUGACCUCAACAUGGCACGAUGCACAUUCGAGUACCUCGCCAAGUCGAGCGAAGUGGUGAACCAGGCCAUGGCCGGCGACGAAGCACGUGCCUGUCAGGACCUUCUGAGCCAGGCGAAGUACCAUCUGGACCGCGCGAAGACCAGGGAGGAGCGAGAACGUAUCUUCCGCCAACAGCAGGCACGUCCAUCUACACCAAGGAAUUGUGAGGAGGAGCGAGAAGCUCAGCGUCAGAAGCAGGCGGAGCUGCAGGCCAAAGCCGAGGCUCUGCGACUUGAACGCGAGCGUCGACUGGAGGAGGAACGCGGCAAGUUCAUCGAAAAGGCCAAGCAAAUCAACAUCGAGUCCACAGCACUGGACAAGAAAACGCGCAAGAGUGCCGGUGGAGGCGGGAAGAAGCGUCAUGCGGAGGAUGACUUCCUCGACGAUGGUGACAGCAGCGACGAUGGUGGUGCUCAAAAGGCGCCCGAAGACGUCGCUGAAGGGGGCGAGGUACACCACUCCAAGAAGACCAAGAAGACGAAGAAGCCGCGUUUCGAGAGCAAGAAAUCCUCCAAGCACCAUGACCAUCACCACCGCGGUGUUGAGGAGAGGCACUCGGCUAAGCACCGUGGUCGUGUGGUGAGCAAGGCAGUCAUCAGCGACGAGGACGAUUCUGGCAGUUCGAGCGGAGAGGACUUGGACGCGGACGAGAAGAUCCACCGACAGAAGCUCCUUGAAUUGCAGCAGGAGCGUGCUAGAGAAGACGCUGGUGAAUACUCCGCCGAGGGGGCUUCACGUCAACGCCGCGUGAACGCGGCUUCUUUAAGUGGAAGUGAUGACGAGUCGGCGCCAUCUCCGAGAGCAGAAAAAAGAAAGAGCACGUCGCCCGAUAGUAAGGGCAGUGACGACGGCGAUGAUGGCGCACCAGAUGCCGUCGGGAAAGCGGAAACCGGCAACAAGCGGGCUCGUCUUUUGGAGAGCAGUGAGAGUGAGAGCAGCGAGCUUGAAGGCGACGCCCAACCGUCUCCAAUAAAGCGAGUCUCCGCGUGGUUGUCAUCAUCAUCUGACGAAAACGAAUAA
This is a messenger RNA of Mesocestoides corti, 3591 nucleotides long. The record is from the annotation of a GenBank genome assembly. Lineage: Eukaryota; Metazoa; Platyhelminthes; Cestoda; Cyclophyllidea; Mesocestoididae.